This is a messenger RNA of Anguilla rostrata (American eel), 832 nucleotides long. RefSeq lists its product as uncharacterized. The record is from RefSeq and is a predicted model, not a curated record. Lineage: Eukaryota; Metazoa; Chordata; Actinopteri; Anguilliformes; Anguillidae. Bases 178 to 720 code for a protein of 180 amino acids. The transcript is spliced from 9 exons.
CAGAAAUGCAACUUCCUGUCAAGAGCGAGUCUCAAGUGGUGUGCUCUAGGUAAGACUUUCAUUCUGACUUCAUUGGCAGUUGCAUGAGAAGAAGCAAGGUUUAGGGUUUAGGGAACACAUACAGGAAACUGCACCCACCAAUAGCAGAGGACGUAUGGUGUAGUUGAGGAUUUCAACAUGCUCCUGGACAUGGCAGGGCGUAGGCUGAUCCUGAUGCUCUGUACCAUACUACUGGUCUUGAUCAAAUGUAUAGAUACACAAAAUGCCUCUUCUCCACUCACCUCACAUCCACUCACCACUUCUAUUCCACUCAGCCGUAACACUGUCAUGCACGCAACAGACAAUCAAUCAUCUCCACAUGCAUCCACCACUGCAACUCUUACCCCCACACCAGUCACUCACUCCAACAGUGCAGGACUGGAAAAGUCUGAAAACGUCAUAUACUCAAAUGCCAGCACCUCUCACCCUGCAAGCACCACGCCUUCCAAACCUGCACUCAAGCCAUCUACCACACCUGCUAGUUCAGCUACAGCCUCUUCUCCACCCACCUCACAUCCACUCACCACUUAUAUUCCACUCAUCCCAACCACUGUCACGCACGCAACAGAUGCACAAAAUGCCUCUUCUCCACCCAACUCACAUCCACUCACUACUUCUAUUCCACUCAACCCUACCACUGUCACGCACGCAACAGGUAAUGUCUUAUCAUGUGACUUAUAAGAAGAAACUGUGGAGGAUAUUAAUGUCUCGUGCCGGUGAAAUUAGGUUAAAAUAUUUUGGAAUUAGUAUUUAACAGAGUAUAAUGGAUUGAAGUUUAAACUACGUAUUAAAA